Salvia hispanica is the source of this 891-nucleotide messenger RNA. The record is from RefSeq and is a predicted model, not a curated record. NCBI's taxonomy places the organism in Eukaryota, Viridiplantae, Streptophyta, Magnoliopsida, Lamiales, Lamiaceae.
UACAAUUGGGUGUCCUGCUCCCGAGCACACCUUAUAAUUGCCGUCGCCACGUCUCUUUGAUUUCCCAAUUUAUGAUGAACAGCAACUGAAUUGCUCUCUGCGUCUGCGCAUAAAUUCCAUAGAUUUUUUGCAAAAAGUCUGACAGAUUACUCGAAAUAGGCUACCCCCAACACUAACAAAGAAAGAGGGAGGAAGAAUGGACGAAGAAACACGUAACAAAAUCGAGGAGACGGUUUUGGAAAUCCUCAAAAAUUCAAACAUGGACGAAACCACCGAAUUCAAAAUCCGCAAAUCCGCCUCCGAGAAGCUAGGAAUGGACCUCUCCGACCCUACCCGGAAGAAGCUCGUCAGGGGGAUCGUGGAGACGUACCUUACCGAACAACAGGCUAAAGCGGAGGAAGAAGCCGAAGAGGAAGAGGAGGAAGACGGCGGCAGAAAGCCAGGCGAAAAGGAGUACGAUGACGAGGGCGGCCUCAUUGUUUGCCGCUUAUCUGACAAGAGAAGAGUGACACUCUCUGAAUUUAGAGGGAAGACUCUGGUUUCCAUGAGGGAGUAUUACAAGAAAGAUGGCAAAGAACUUCCAACAGCCAAAGUAUGUGUGCAGGAAUAAGCUUGACAGCCGAGCAGUGGGCCUCCUUCUAUAAGAAUGUACCUGGUAUAGAGAAGGCCAUCAAGAAGAUGGAAUCGAGAUGAACUACUUGUGUCUCGUCCAAUGUAAGAGACCCUGUUUUGAUCUCCAGCUUCAGGUGCUACUGCUAGCUAUCAGUGCAUAUGAUAUGUCAUUUUGCUCUCUAGAGACUCUUUUAAGCUAUUAUGUAUCAUUCCUCCUAACAUUGUUUUGUUACAACAAGAAUCGAGUCAGUUUGCUGAGACAAUAGAUGGAGUUUAUCA